AUGAUUCGCAAUGCUUCAUAUAGGGUGCUGCUAUUGCAUUCCUUGAAACGGGGACAAUGUAUUUCAAUUGGUGGGAUUCGUUUGACAAACACAUCUUCUUUGCCCAGUGAACCACAGCCCGCCUCUUUAUUUCUGAACGAAAAGGAAGUCACCCUCUCUCCCUCAAUAGUUGAGGAACUUCGGAACCCACGGAAUACCCUGACAGGAGCGUCUAAGGUUUCCUCAAAAUCUUUCAACGAGAUCGAUGAAUCAGUGUUUGAGCUGAAUGAAAACCAAGGUAAGACGGAGCUGUGGUCUUCAUCAUACGACCCAGUGACCAGGUCUCCAUUUGCUAAAGACGUGAUCCAUUUGCAAUCUUUACUUGAAGCGCUUUUAGCCAGCAGAAAUUAUGCUCGUGCUGAAAACAUUUUGAUGGCACUCCACCCACUUUCCGAAGGUCCUAGACAUUUCCUUACAUUGGUGAAUAAAUACCUAGAAUCAUUUGCCUUGGAUGAGCUGACUACAUUCAAUGAAACAGACAGUUUUUUCAAGAGAAUGGCCUCAAAGUAUCGGAUCCACCCAGACGAUCGCACUUAUGCUAUUUUUAUUUACAAGUCUUAUUGUGAAAACGGGAACUAUAUGGCCAUCGUCUCGAAAACACUUGCGAAUCCCCAGAUGUCGAAGAAAGUUUUUUCACACAUGGACGUGAUUCCACCAAGUGAUCUUGCGAUUAUUUUGAAAAACCCAGAGAUCAAAGAGUAUCACGUUGCAUGGGAUCUUCGCGUUCUUUUCAAUGAGAUCCGGGAUCCCUUGAACAAGGGGAAAGACAAUGAAGCUGAUGUACCUAAAUACUUCAAAAAUGAAAAAGCUCAAGCUCCAACUCUUGAGACUGGAGCAGCCAAACUUCGCUCAGUUGAUUCUUUCGGUUUGAAAGUUAUCAGACAUACUCUCCUUGGGUUAGAAGGUAAGGAGGAUUUAGACUUGCAGAAUAUUGUCCAAGACUUGAAUCAUGAAAGCUCACAGCAUCUCUUACACAAUCUCAGCGAUGGCAAAAAAAGAAACUUCCACGAAAUCUUCAAAUCUUUGAAAACUGAGGAGGACAAGCAGAAGUUUUGUGAAGUUCUCGAAACUUACAACGAGAAGAGACAACGUGAAUUGGAGAGUAAGGGUAUCGAUGGUGCGCGUGAAAAGUGGAAGUAUGAGUUCGAAGAUAUGAAGAAAAGAGGCGGUCUCAAAUUGAGUAAAAACUUGAACGUUCUCUUAUACAUUUGGUACAAAGACAUGCUUCCACUUGUUGAGGAAGAAACAAAAUUGUGCCAAGAGCUUUUGGAUAAUGAAAUUGACUCGACCCUGUUGGACACUGAACAGAGAAAUCAAAUGAAAGAUCGGUCAUUCUACGCUCCCUUCUUGGUGUUGAUACCACCCAAAAAGUUGACUGUUAUCACUGUCUUAGAGUUGUUGAAGUUGAAUUCCACUGGUGGAGUUGUAGACGGAAUGAGAACUGCUAGAGCGGUAAUCUCGGUCGGCAAAGCCAUUGAACUAGAAUAUCGCUCGCAACUAUUGGUCAAGACACAGCAGAAAUUUUUGCAAGCAAAGGGUUCUUCACACUGGAGUAAAAUUCUCAAAACACAAAAAGCAGAUCAAAACCCAGCGUACUCGGAACAGGACUGGGACUACCCAGUAUACGCAAAACUUGGCUCUGUUCUUACUAGCUUUUUGUUACAAGUCGCCAGAGUUCAAGUAACGGGUACUGAGCCUUCAACGGGCAAGAGAAUUGAGGGCAUGCAACCAGCAUUCCACCACACGCAUCAGUUCGUGCAUGGUCAAAAAUUGGGUAUCAUCAAAUUGCACAAACAAUUGGUGAAUUCUCUCGCUAGUAACACAACAGUUAACUCUGUGCAGCCUCAACUUCUCCCUAUGUUGACUCCUCCACUUGAUUGGACUAGUCAUAGAACGGGAGGAUAUCGGUUCUCCCCAAGCACACUUGUGAGAAUUAAGGACUCUGCUGAGACAAUUGCUUAUGUCAAGGCUGCUUCCGACAGCGGUAGAUUGGAUGGAGUGUAUGCUGGCUUGAAUGUCUUGGGAAAAACUGCUUGGAGUGUUAACGCUAAAGUUCUUGAAGUAAUUUCACACUACUGGAACACAGGAAAUGAAUUCUUGGACAUCCCCCCUAUUGUUGAGGAGCCUAAACUUCCAGAGCCAUUGCCCAAAAACGCUGAGCCUCUCGAGAAGGUCCAGUAUGCCAAAAAGGUUCGUAAUGCGCUCAAUCAAGCGGCAUCUUUCAGAUCUCAGAGAUGUGACACCAACUAUAAGUUGGAAAUUGCCAGAGCAUAUGUUGGUGAGAAAAUGUACUUCCCACACAACGUUGACUUCCGCGGUAGAGCAUACCCUCUACCGCCGCAUCUCAACCAUCUUGGAAAUGAUUUGACUAGGUCGUUAUUCGUUUUCUGGGAGGGAGUCGAGCUUGGAGAAUCUGGCUUGAGAUGGCUUAAGAUUCACUUAGCAAAUUUAUACGGUUACGACAAAGCCUCCUUAGAAGAAAGAGUUCAGUUUGUCGACGAUAAUUUGGAGAAUAUUUGCAAAGUCGCAGAGAAUCCAAUUGCUAAUGAAGAGUGGUGGUCAAAGGCUGAUAAGCCUUGGCAAGUAUUGAGUGUCUGCUUCGAAUUAAAUGAAGCACACAAACUCUCCGAUCCUCGACUGUAUGUUUCAUACAUUCCAGUCCACCAGGAUGGAACCUGUAACGGACUUCAGCACUAUGCAGCUUUAGGUGGUGAUAUCGAAGGUGCAAAGCAAGUUAACUUGGUGCCAUCUGAUAGACCACAAGAUGUGUACAAGUUUGUGGCAAGUCUUGUCGAAAAACGUUUGGAAGUGGAAGCAGCAACUGGUAAAGAGGAGGCUAUUUUCUUGAAGGGAAAAAUUUCCAGAAAGAUUGUGAAGCAAACUGUGAUGACCAAUGUGUACGGUGUAACUUUUGUUGGUGCCGUGGCGCAAAUCGAAAAACAGCUUUCGGGUCUUUUCGGAAAGGAUGAUUACGCAACUGUGCAAAAACACUCUCGGUACCUCACAAGUUUGGUUUUUGCCUCCAUCAGAGAAUUGUUUGCCGGCGCCCACUUGAUUCAGGACUGGUUGGGAGAAUCUGCCAAGCGUAUCUCUAAGUCAGUGAGAAUUGACUAUGAGGAUAAGAAUGCACAGGAAGCCAAGAAGCCAAAUCAUUUGUCGUCCGUUAUUUGGACCACUCCUCUUGGGUUGCCAUGCGUUCAACCAUACAGAGCAAUUCUGAAUCAAGUUGUGUCCACAAACUUACAAGACAUUUCAAUCUCGGAUCCCUGGAAGGCUACACAAGUUGACGCCAGAAAACAACAGACAGCAUUCCCGCCAAACUUCAUUCACUCUCUCGACGCAACACAUAUGCUUAUGACAGCAGCAGCCUGUGGAAGGGAAGAAUUGAGUUUUGCGUCUGUUCAUGACUCUUACUGGACUCAUGCUGCGAACGUUGAUAGAAUGAAUGUGAAAAUUCGUGAAUCUUUUGUCAAAUUACACGAAGAGAGUUUGAUUGUCAGGCUUCGUGACGAAUUCGAGAAGAGAUAUAAGGGGUUCUUGCAGGUUGUGUUUAUUCCAGGAGAGCACGACCUAGCAAGAAAGGUAAAGAAGAUCAGAAAGGAUAUCGUCAAGGAUUUGAAGCGCGGUCUUACGGUCGCUGACGAGAUCUACAUUGAAAGAAAAAGACAGGAACUUUUACAGUCACCUGAUGCGACAAAGCAAAAAUUGGGGCGUGAAAUGGUGACUACGGUCAGUGUUGCCGAGGAGUACGAUGUCUCCAAAUUUACUGUCACCUCUGCCAAGAGCAAGGCGAUUCAAGUCUUGGUACCUUUGAAGUUUCCCGACAUCCCCGAAAGAGGAUCAUUGGAUGUCCAGGUUGUGAAGGACUCGCCUUAUUUCUUUUCAUAA
Molecule: messenger RNA, 3927 nt
Organism: Metschnikowia bicuspidata var. bicuspidata NRRL YB-4993
Lineage: Eukaryota; Fungi; Ascomycota; Pichiomycetes; Serinales; Metschnikowiaceae
Gene: RPO41
Product: DNA-directed RNA polymerase
Exons: 1
Coding region: 1-3927 (1308 amino acids)
Biological process (GO): mitochondrial transcription
Cellular component (GO): mitochondrial DNA-directed RNA polymerase complex
Molecular function (GO): DNA-directed RNA polymerase activity; mitochondrial promoter sequence-specific DNA binding
Source: RefSeq, a predicted model, not a curated record